Molecule: messenger RNA, 5870 nt
Organism: Megalops cyprinoides (Indo-Pacific tarpon)
Lineage: Eukaryota; Metazoa; Chordata; Actinopteri; Elopiformes; Megalopidae
Product: striatin-like
Exons: 18
Coding region: 153-2504 (783 amino acids)
Cellular component (GO): dendrite
Molecular function (GO): protein phosphatase 2A binding; armadillo repeat domain binding; calmodulin binding
Source: RefSeq, a predicted model, not a curated record
GUUAGCUCGCUCCCCAGUAGAGAGAGCCCGAGAUAUUUUCGUCGAUUUCGUGCUCAGGCAGAGAUCACGGUCAUCGAAGACGCACCAAAGGUCCCUCGAAAGAAGAGAAGUGCCAACCUCCCGUAGACCGAGCCCUCUUUCCUGGCCUGGCCAUGGAUGAACAGGCAGGGCCCGGCGUCUUUUUCAACAAUAAUAAUAAUCCGGUAUUGCCUGGCGGUGGAAAAGGACCGCUGCACGAAGGCAACGGAGGAGAGGCGGUCAGGGCUCAGUACAGUAUCCCGGGGAUCUUGCACUUCCUGCAGCACGAAUGGGCCCGUUUUGAAGUGGAAAGAGCGCAAUGGGAUGUGGAACGGGCCGAAUUACAGGCACAGAUCGCCUUCCUGCAGGGCGAGCGCAGGGGCCAGGAGAACCUGAAGAAGGACCUGGUGAGGAGGAUCAAGAUGCUGGAGUAUGCGCUGAAGCAGGAGAGGGCAAAGUACCACAAAUUAAAAUACGGAACGGAACUGAAUCAGGGAGACAUGAAGCCUCCGAGCUAUGACUCUGAUGAGGCGAACGAGAACGAGAAGGAGGCCCAAGGCCCACAGAACAGCCAGCUGUCAUGGAAACAGGGCCGGCAGCUCCUGAGACAGUACCUGCAGGAGGUGGGCUACACGGACACCAUCCUGGAUGUCAAGUCCCAACGGGUGAAGGCUCUGCUGGGAUUGGCUGGAGACACAGGCGAGAGACCUGCCCACAAAAACGCGGAGCCCAUGGUGAACGGCGCUGAGCCAAUGAUGACAGGCAGCGUCAUUAUCGGGAAACCUGACCUGACAGAUUCCACCUCCGUGCUUGAGGCCUUCAAAUUCAUCGAAAGCGCUGCGGCCGAGUUCAGCGACGAAGACGAGGACGAUGACAGCGAAGGGAAGGACAAGACGAUUAUCGACUCCGUAACGAUUAAGAGGAAGAAGGUGUCGUCCUCGCCAUCGCCCUCCUCCUCUGACAUCAGCGAUGACCCCGACACGGAGGAAGCCCUGAAGGGCUUCGACUUUCUGGCCAUGCCCGAGGAGAUGGACAGCUCUCCGGAUUCCAGGGGCUCUGGGGAUGGCACUGACCUGGAGAAGGAAGAUCAGUGUCCCAUGUCUGAGGCCUGGGAUGUGGACCAGGGCUUGAUAACCAAACUCAAGGAGCAGUACAGAAAGGAGCGCAAGGGCAAAAAGGGGGUGAAGAGGCCCAACCGGUCCAAGCUGCAGGACAUGCUGGCCAACCUGAGGGACACUGAGGACCUGCCUCCUGUGCAGCCGUCCAUCACACCCCCCGCGCGGCCCAGCAUGGCCAGGGUUAACGAGCAUGAGGCGGGCCGCCCUGAUGAAGUGGAGGCGCUGACCUUCCCGCCCUCAUCAGGGAAGUCCUUCAUCAUGGGUGCGGACGAGGCCAUGGAGAGUGAGCUUGGCCUGGGGGAGCUGGCGGGGCUGACCGUGGCCAACGAGGCGGAUAACCUGGCCUAUGACAUCACCAAUAACAAGGAUGCGCUGAGGAAGACCUGGAACCCCAAGUUCACGUUGCGGAGCCACUUUGACGGGAUCCGCGGCCUGGCCUUCCACCCGGUGGAACCGGUGCUGGUGACCGCGUCCGAGGACCACACGCUCAAGAUGUGGAACCUGCAGAAGACUGCGCCGGCCAAAAACAGGAGCGCCUCUUUAGACGUGGAGCCUGUGUACACUUUCAGGGCCCACCGGGGCCCGGUGCUGUGUGUGGUGAUGAGCUCCUCAGGGGACCAGUGCUUCAGUGGCGGUGUCGACGGAACCAUCCAGAGCUGGAACACACCCAGCCCCAACAUCGACCCCUACGACUCCUACGAGCCCUCCGUGCUACGGGGAGCACUGUCUGGCCACUUGGAUGCUGUCUGGGGCCUGGUGUACAGCAGUGCUCACCAGAGGCUCCUCUCCUGCUCUGCUGAUGGCACAGUGCGGCUCUGGAACGCCACCAACAUCUCCCCAGCACUCGCCAUCUUCAAUGAGAACAGAGAGCUGGGCCUCCCCUCCUCAGUGGACCUGGUGAGCAGUGACCCAGCCUACAUGGUCAGCUCCUUCAGCACCGGCCGGACGGGCCUCUUCAACAUGGAGACGCGCCAGCUCGUCCUCAACCUGGAGUCUGCUGCAGAGCCAGGCUCUCCCUGCCAGAUUAACAAAGUGCUGAGUCACCCCACGCUCCCCAUCACCAUCACAGCACAGGAGGACCGCACCAUAAAGUUCUUUGACAACAACACAGGAAAGCUGAUCCAAUCCAUGGUUGCCCAUUUGGAUGCAGUCACAUGUUUAGCUGUGGACCCCAAUGGACUGUACCUGAUGUCUGGCAGCCAUGACUGCUCCAUCCGUCUGUGGAAUCUGGAAAGUAAGACCUGCAUCCAGGAGUUCACUGCACACCGCAAGAAGUUCGAGGAGUCCAUCCAUGAUGUCGCGUUCCACCCAUCCAAGUGCUACAUCGCCAGCGCUGGUGCCGACGCCCUGGCCAAAGUCUUCGUAUGAUGUGGAGCCUCUCUUCCCCGCCAGCCUCCAGCCCGCCCCUGUCACUGCUCAACAUUCGCAGAGCUGGCGAAGGGGCGGGGCUGACAGGAUGAGUGACACCUGCUCAAGCCAAUCCGCCCUGCUCCCUCUUAGCUUUCCAUUGGCCUGGCAGGCUCUGUUGGUGCCCUGGACUGGCCUUGGCUGACGGAAGGGGCGAGCUGUAUUGGAGGAGGAGAGAGUCCACUCCAGCAUGGGGCCUGUCCAUCCAGGCUGGCCUGGGUGCGACUGGGCACGCUCUCAGACUGGCUGAUGAUGUUCGCUGUUAAUGAAGGGGGAAAGGCAAGGUCUGUGGUGUCUCUGUAACUUAAGACUAACUUAAAUAAAUGUUUUGGAAAAAAAGGUAGGACCCCUCCAAGCCCCAUUAUGGGUGCCUGUCAUGUUAGUCUUCUCUUCUCAGUGUCAGGUUUCUCAGUUACCCCACAACAGGAACUUUUCAAGCAGGACUUGAGUCACGACGGAACCGGGAGAGGGUCAGGUGUACUGUGGAGCUCCCCUCUCCCCCUGCUUCAGACCCACUUUCGCUUGCCUUUGCUUUUACUUUUAAACACUUAAUGAAAAUGUGCCUUUGCUUCAAAAGGGUUUGCUAAACAAUCUUUUACCAAGCGUUUUUUUUUCUGGGGGGGAGAGUAGGGCUGCCACAAAAAAUGCCAGAUGUAAAUUUGCAAAAAAAAAACUUCAGAUAAAUGAAAAGUGUUUGCUAUACUCAGUCUUAAAGCUUAAACUUAAGUCUGAGCUCAUUUUCAGUUUUAAUUUGACUGUGUAAGUGUACUGUCGACGUGGAAGGUUUAGUGUGGCAGGGUUGUCCACUGGCUGUCGGAGUGGAGGGAGUGUGUCUGUGUCAGGGCUUCAGAAAGCAGGGAGUGCAGACCGAAACGUAACCGUACUGUUAGACGUUUUAGUGUGUUCUUACACCACUGACCUGCAGUGCAACACGGGGGCAUCACAAAACCUCCUUUGUGCAGUGAAAUCUGCGGAACAUACACAGCACAUCUUUUGGUGGCGAUUGUUCUUUUUUGCGAUAUUGGUCACAGCUCUUGCGCAUCCAGUGUUUGACUCUGAGAACAAAAAAAAGUGCAUUCGCCUUUUUUGGUCCUUGCAAACACUUCUGCAUUCCCUGAUGGAGCAAAAAAAAAAUGUAGCCUUAGCAUCUGCUCUAUGUCUGCUCUUUAUUGCACAAGCUAUUCUUUAGCAUGGAUGCUGUAAGAGCUGCUGUAGCCAUCCCGCCUUAUCACACAGUUUGCACCUGUCUUUACUCACAGGUGGCUAUCAGCUAAAGUAAAUUGGUGAUAUGUCAUUUAUAAAGUACACCUAUGACUGCAAAUUUCACCUAUAAAAUGCCUGCUACAUGCUGGGGUCAGUGACUUGAACUCAAAUAAACGUGUAGUCAUGCAGCAUUAAGCCCAAAGUAGAUUAUCCAGGUGAUUUUAUUUUUAAGUGAUCUUUUUUUUUAAAAUAAAAGUAAUUUAUUUGGAAUAAAAAUCAGCAUAUUGUCGCCUAGCUUACAAUCACUUUGGAUUACAUCACAAUGUACUUAUUGCAAGAAAUAAUCUACAAUCAGUUUCCCCUCCUCAGCCACUGCAUCAGAGCAAGUUUUUUUCUGUGUCUGUGUUUGUGUCCUUGCUACUGUUUUAAGCCAAAAAGGAUCAUCUCUGGCAUAAGCUUGUAACAAAUACAACCUGAAUGUGUAAAAACUACAUCCAUGUCCUUCUGAGGAGGCACAAUCAUCUGCUCUCCAUGCAGAAUCUAGCAAUGUCUCAGUCAUUCCUACACCUGAACAACACUGAUGCCACAUAGAACUGCACCCCUGAAUCAAAAGUCUGUUUUUAUCGUGCCAUUCUGAAGUUAUUUGAAUAUGUAUUGUAUGCAGUGAUUGGGUGCAUAUUACUUAUUUUAAGGAUAUUUCCUGUUUUAUUUUAAUUGUCACAAAGUAUGUGCCCAUUCAUCUGUGUUGUUGUUUGUCUUGUUUAUUACAAAAUGGCAAUAUUUAGUUCCAUUAUUCUCUCCUGUGUGUCUCCGAAGUCAUCAGUGUCUUGCUGAUCAGUUGGCACAUUCAGAGAGCCACAGAGAGGGUAAAGGGACAAGCAGCAAUUACAAGUUGCUCUUCAUGUAAAGUUUAAUACAGAUUGAUUUAAAAAUAUAUUUUUUUCUGUGAUUACUUGAACACACACAAAGUAAAUAUUUCAGAUGCUAGUUGUGAUUGCUGUAUGGUUGAAGAGUUGAAGAGUUGUCAUUCUCAUGACUCACUGUAUAUGUCUAUAAAAGCAGAUCCGCAGAGACUAAGACAGUUUGGUUUCCAGCCGAUUUGAUUUGUGCAGUGGGCAGUUGACCGUGAAUGACAGAGGGGCUUGGCUGUUCGCUGAAACGGUCUAUUAAUUGUGAGGCGUCUUCAAGCCUCUGGCUCAGGAGAUGUCUGGGGGAACUGUGAACGUGUGUUUGUUUGCAUAGUAAAACAUCUUUUCAAAAGUGUAUGGUGCAUCAUUCCUUAAUUUUAGAGAAUAUGUUUUCUUAAUGGGGAAAAAGGAAAUUGAAAAAGUAUAGAUUUAAUGUAUUAAGAAAACGUGUUUGUGUGUGUCUGUGUAUAUAUAUAUAUACAUACACAUAAUAUGUAUAAUAACACACAAAAGAUGUGAAAAUGGUUUCGGUUGGAUGUGCAUCUUGUAAAGGUUGUUUCUUGCUUGAUACCAUGUUUUAUGUCCAGAGGAAGCGCGGAGCCCCCUGCUGGUCAGAGGCAGACCAGGGGAAUGACAAAGCAGUGUCCAGUCAUGCUUGUCAGAAGCCUGAAUCUGGUUUAGGCUCAACAUGUAUAAAACAACACCCCCAAAAAAGUCUCUGAUGUUACUCACUAAUUUUCACUUCAGGUGUAAUGAAAAGCAAGCUGUACGGCUUUGAAUGGAGGACCUGACAGAAUGGCUUCCGCUGUUCUUUAGUCCGGCCAUGGUGUUAUCCCCUUCUUGUUCUUUCCUGGCCUGAAUAAAUCAAGACCAAGAACUAGCUGCAACAUCUCUAAUCAUACAGGAAAGAAUUGUUUUUGUUCACAGGUGGCAUUCCACCUGAAGGAAACCUGGCAUGUCUAGGUCAGAUAUCCCCAAACAGGCCUCUUUCUCAGCAUCGGCAUCCCCCACUGAUCCACUGACAUGACCGACCACACAGCACAGUUAGGAGGCAGUCUGAAGCGUAGGCAUACAGUCCUAACCCAUACAGAAGUCCAGAAUUCAUGGCAUGUAGAGUCACGAAGCAGUGCUGCUCACUGGUACUGUAUAAGCCUGUGAAAUAACAGAAUGAUGCAUUCAAAAUUAUAAACAAUAACAAUAAAACAGUUCUGGGAUA